AUGACUUGUUUCCUUGAUGAAGGAACCUACAUCAUUCAAAAUUACGAGACAAUGCGCUACUUGUAUAUGGAGGGAGAGAGGAUUGAGAAGCGAGGAGAUGAAGGAGGAUGGUUGGAAGAAACUGGACGUGAAGCGCCACCUGCGGUUGGAGCUUACUCGAACUUCUACAAUCGAACAUACUGGAGGUUGCUUCCUCAAGGCGAGGGCAAGUACUUAAUUGAAAACGUGGAGACCAGGAGGUACUUGUUUCAAAGCGGUCCAAAGAUUACGGGCGAUCGAGGAGACGAAAAUGGGUGGCAAGAGUCCACGGGAUUUCAAUCACCGCCUGUUGUUGGAGCUGAUGACAACUACGAAGACCGUGCGUACUGGAGAUUCCUGCCAGUAAGUGAUAACAAGUACUUUAUUGAAAACAUUGCGACGCAGAGGUAUAUGCUUCAAGAUGGAGAGAAGCUUAAAGGCAAUAGUCGAAGAGAAGAGGGUCGUGGAUGGUCACGAUUGAAAGGACCCCCUACAUUAGGAGCUGAUGCCAAUUACUUCAAUCGUGCUUACUGGAGGCUAUAUAGGCAGUAA
Molecule: messenger RNA, 570 nt
Organism: Porites evermanni
Lineage: Eukaryota; Metazoa; Cnidaria; Anthozoa; Scleractinia; Poritidae
Source: the annotation of a GenBank genome assembly